Poecilia latipinna (sailfin molly) is the source of this 1247-nucleotide messenger RNA. Its product is annotated as transmembrane protein 252. The transcript is spliced from 2 exons. Lineage: Eukaryota; Metazoa; Chordata; Actinopteri; Cyprinodontiformes; Poeciliidae. The coding region runs from base 156 to 713 and encodes 185 amino acids. The record is from RefSeq and is a predicted model, not a curated record.
CAUACUUGUGACCUCCCUGCGUUAAUAUACAACCUAGCCGGGAGGAUCUUUGCAGCCACUUUCUUUUACAACCGAGGAGGCAUAGCUGCUCACUGAGACAUGUGUCUAAGAGGUGCCGAGACAUUUUUGAGCACAUUCACUUAUCUGAGAUGUGAAUGCACCGUUGUCAUUUAGAGGACACCUCCACCUUGUACCGAAGAAGCAACGUACAGAACAAUUCAGCAGUCAUGGACAUAAAGAAACAGCUGUUGUCCUUUGCCCGCAUGUUCUUACCUUCUGUGGGAUUUGUGUUCACGUGCAUCGGAGCCUACCUGGUGUCCCAGCAGAACAAGCCAGGGUUCGAUCACAGGAUGGUCCCUGUUUACAUCAUGAUCGUCUUCGGCUUCCUGGCCAUGCUCAUCGGGGUGUUCUGGAGCCUCUGCCACCUCAUGAGGAGCAAGAUGUACCACAGAAGAAGACACGACAGUGACAUCCAGAUCUUCACAGUUGAAAGGCCGAACUCCUUUCCUCCUCCGUACGAAGAGACCCAGUGUCCCUUCCACGUCAGCCCGGGCAGCAUGCAUGAGGAGGUUGUAUCAGUCGAUGGAGUUCCCGUGGUUUUGGAUGUUGCACCUCCACUCUACACCCAGGACAGUUCAGAGAGUCCAGACUGCAGGUGGAGCUGGGAGCCACCACCUCGAUACAGUCAGGUGGUCCAUACUGAACACAAUUAGAAGGAUGCAUGUGAAGAGAUGCUGCUUCCAACACCAACGGAGAAAUGGGUUUUUAAUCUACUCCCUAAGAGCGAGGACCACCAACUAGGAGAAGGUUCCCUAAAAAACGAUGGACAUCACUAAAUUUGUGACUUUGCUUUACUGCAAAAUGACAUCAGCUGCUGUGUCAACACCCAAUCUGCACUGUCUCAGUGGACACGGUUUUCUGGGACUUUACUGGGUGAAAACUUGUUGCGUUGGAACUGAAAUGUGUGUUUAAGUUACUUGAAUGAUUUUGCUUCUGGAUCAAAAAGCUGUUUUAGCUUUUUAGCACUCCGUCUUGGUUGUGUAACAAGCAAGUCGGAGAACUGAAUAACACCUCUGUUAUAUGUUUUACAGAGUUAUAUACUUUGUUUUACAGAGUAUAAGAUCAUAACAUUUCUGAAAGACGUUGCACCCUGUCGUAUUGCUUGUGUAAUAAUGUAUGUAAUGUAAAGGCUCAAUAUUGUCAACAUUUCUAUAUUUAUUCUCAGAUUUUUAUGUUGCAACACAUUA